Messenger RNA from Oncorhynchus nerka (sockeye salmon), 1176 nucleotides. RefSeq names its product rab9 effector protein with kelch motifs-like. Gene Ontology annotation, molecular function: protein binding. Lineage: Eukaryota; Metazoa; Chordata; Actinopteri; Salmoniformes; Salmonidae. The record is from RefSeq and is a predicted model, not a curated record.
AUGUGUCUGAGUGAUCCCGAGAUGGUCAUUGUCAUUGGAGGAGCGUAUGACCAAACCCGCUGUGAGGACUCCCUAUGGAAAAUGGAAAUAGAGAUUUUGUCCUGUGCCAUCUCAUUAAAAUGCCCUAGUUUUGUCCUGUGCCAUCCAAGCUGCUGUCCUGGAGACAAGGCCUACAGAAACGCUCUGUACAUUUUUAACCCAGAUUUUGAGCUCUGGUACCAACCCAUUGUGGAGGGAUGACCUCUACCUAGGAUUGUGCUCUAAACCAUUUUUUUGUCCAACCGGUUGCUCAUUUUUGGUGGCAGGAAGACUACAAUCUACCUGAACAACCGUAACAUUUUGCACCUCGGCUUUAUGGAGUACACAGCUGUGAAAUAUGAGAUCAUGCCAUCACUGCCUCGAGGAUAUCAUGCAGCACUGCCAGUAUCAGACAACAGGAUGCUGGUCAGUGGAGGUUGUAGUGCUAUUGAUGCCCUGCAGGACAUCCAUAUCUUCAACGUGGACACCAGUAUGUGGAGUUCAAUGGUAUUCCCUCUGCUCUGCGCCAAGCUUCGUGCCGGACACAGCAUGAACAACCUGGGAGGUUCUGUCCUCCCAGGCACUGUCAAACAGAAGCAGGGCGAGCAUACCAACACCCACAGCACUCUGCUGGUGUUUGGGGGCUCAGACUGCGCCGGGAUCUUCUUCAAUGACCCAGCGAAGUGCACAGUGAAGAUCCCUGGAGAUAAGAGACUGGACCUUAAGGAGAGACUAUAACAGCCUUAUGGGGAAUAAGGGGGAAAAAUGUUGACUUUAUAUCUGUGUCUGGCUUACAAAUUCUGAAUGAUAUGAGUGAAUGUAUCAUGGGCAGAACUAACACAGGGACUGUUGAGUCCUUUUUAUUUGCUCUUCUGUGUAAUGGCUCUGUUACAUUAUGCUUGGAUGUAAUUAAAUCUUCAGUAACAGUUUUAUUGUAGCCACUGAAGGCUGUAGUCUAGCCUGAUUUUCUCUUUUCUGUUGAUUGUCAGUUAUGGUGCAAGUUAUGCCUUUUUAAUCACACUGUUGUCAGGUGUCUGACAUUACAUUAUGGGUUGUUAACUUUUUUAUAUUGAUUUUUAAGUGCCAUUCUCCCCAUCUGAGAAAUGGUAUAGGCACCAGAUCUAAAAAACAUCUCUCCUGUGUUCUAGAUAUUUUCUC